Messenger RNA from Musa acuminata subsp. malaccensis (wild Malaysian banana), 2115 nucleotides. Its product is annotated as CBL-interacting protein kinase 1. The record is from RefSeq and is a predicted model, not a curated record. NCBI's taxonomy places the organism in Eukaryota, Viridiplantae, Streptophyta, Magnoliopsida, Zingiberales, Musaceae. Gene Ontology annotation, molecular function: ATP binding; protein serine/threonine kinase activity. Gene Ontology annotation, biological process: protein phosphorylation; signal transduction.
UUAAAGAAUUCAAAUCUCAUCUGAAAAUUUAUUCUAUCAUUAUCUAUAAUUUGUUUUUAAAAAAUAUUAGCUAAUUUAGCUCGAAAAGAAAAAAAUAUAUUACUUAAUGUUAUUUGCUAAUGUCACGUGCUUAUCAUUACCCCCUCCCAAUAAUUGAGAACAGUUACGGCUGCUCCCACCAUAGUCGUGGAUGGGCCCACCUCACCCCUCUCCUCUUAUCUCGUUACGGACAGCCUUGACUCCCUGCCCGAUUCGUGUAUCCUAAUCCUUUUACCGGAUGUACUAAUUACGAGGGGAGAUGAUAGGAAGCAUGACAGCAACACAGGUCGACAUUGCUCUUCUUGUCCUUGAUACCUUCCGUGAGACAGGAGACUGGUGCAACCUGGAGAAUCCAACUCCACUCUUGUGUCGGAUCCACAGGGCAAGGAAGAGCCUCUUCUACGUCCCCUGUUAAUUCCAUCCUCCGGAGGACGCAGCGUCCAUGGUGAAGGAAGGACGAGAAGGGGCAGCGCCAGUGCUGGGGAAGUACGAGCUUGGGAGGACGCUGGGCGAGGGCAACUUCGGCAAGGUGAAGCACGCCAGGCACUUGGAGACCGGGGAAACCUUCGCCGUCAAGAUCCUCGACCGCAAGCGCAUCCUUUCCCUGAAGGUCGACGACCAGAUCAAGCGGGAGAUUGCCACCUUGAAGCUGCUGAAGCAUCCCAACGUCGUCCGCUUACAUGAGGUAUCAGCAAGCAAAACCAAGAUUUACAUGGUCCUGGAGUUCGUUAAUGGUGGCGAGUUGUUCGACAAAAUUUUGAAGGGAAAGCUUUCAGAGGAAGAAGGAAGGAGGCUUUUCCAGCAGUUGAUUGAUGCUGUCAGCUACUGCCAUGAUAAGGGUGUUUACCACAGGGAUUUGAAGCCAGAAAAUGUGCUUGUAGAUGCAAAAGGAGACAUAAAGAUUUCAGAUUUUGGCCUCAGUGCUUUACCUCAGCAUCUUGGGAAUGAUGGUUUGUUGCACACAACAUGUGGAAGCCCAAACUACAUUGCUCCUGAGGUCCUCUCCAAUCGAGGUUACGAUGGCUCGAGGUCAGAUAUCUGGUCUUGUGGUGUCAUCCUCUAUGUCAUCCUCACUGGCUUUCUCCCUUUCGAUGACCGGAAUCUCGCUGUUCUUUAUCAGAAGAUCUCGAAGGGAGAAACGGAGAUCCCCAAGUGGCUCUCUCCUGGUGCUCAAAACAUUUUGAAAAGAAUUCUUGAUCCAAAUCCUAUAAUGCGAAUAAAUAUGGCGGGAAUCAAAGCAGAUGACUGGUUCAAGCAAGAUUAUGCACCUAUUGUUCCAAAUGAUGAUGACGACGACAAAGAUGUAGAUAGUCUUUAUGCUUCUCUUUGCAUUAAAGAGCAUAAUGUGCCAGAUGAAGAUAGAACUUCAUCUAGUCAUAUCAAUGCAUUUCAGCUGAUUGGAAUGUCUUCAUCACUUGACCUUUCUGGAUUCUUUGAGAACGAGGAUGUAUCCGAAAGGAAAAUUAGGUUCACAUCGAACCAUGCACCAAAACAUCUGUUCAACAAGAUUGAGGACAUUGCUACAGAAAUGGGGCUUCAGGCUCACAGGGGACCUGGCAAAUUGAAAGUUACCCAGAAGCACAACCCAAAGAGCCCCGGGAGCACUGGCUCACUCUCUGUUGCUGCAGAGGUGUUUGAGCUGAGUCCAUCUUUGUAUGUUGUGGAACUGAGGAAGUCACAAGGUGAUUCUUCAUUGUACAGAAAGAUGUGUGCAAAGCUAUCAGAGAAUUUGGGUGACUGUUAGGGACAACAGCAGCUUUAGGAGGCCAAGAUGUCAGCAGCCAUGAAGGGGAGGUGCCUCCUGUUGUGUUGUAACCCAAUGAGGCUUUGUAGCAUUAGGUGCAGGAGGAAUGUAUGCUUGGAAUAACUGAAAAAGUGUAGAUAAGAAAGCAUCCUUGGAGGAUGCUGUGAUGGGCUUGUGUUGGAUACGGUGAGUAUGAUUUUCUUUUUUCCCUCUCUCUUCUUUUUAGCUUUAAUUGUUAUCCUCCGCAAAGAGGGGAAGAGUUCGCAUAAAAAAUUGUUUGUAUUAUGCUCCUCGGUAGCGAGGAGAUUCAUUCAUAUAUGUGACGACCAAAG